AUGGUGAUGAAAGAUAGCGACCGAAUCCAUUGCGCAUUAUUCUUGUUGAAGAACGAAGCCCGAAAUUGGUGGGAAGGCGCAAAGAAUGGCAUCGAUUUAGCAAAUACCACUUGGGAAGCUUUCAAAGUUCUUUUCUUCGAAAAGUACUUUUCCAAGAAUGUCCGAGCACAAAAACUUAAAGAGUUUCUCGAACUCAAAGGAAACCUACCCGUUGCCGAAUUCACUCACCGUUUCGAACAAGGCAGCCUCUACGCACCUUUCAUAUCCAAAGACGAUACCGAGAAGAUGAAUCACUACUUAAGGCGUCUCAGCCCGGUAAUCAAGCGUGACGUUCGACUAAUCUCCGCUUCCACUUUCUACGGAGUAGUAGAUAAAGCCUUAAAAGCCUCACAAGAUGAGGUGGAAAUCGGACAAUGGCGACCUACUACGAUGCCUCUUCUCGACUAUGGAAGAAACCGAACCUCAACAAUGCCAAAGGAAUGCAACCGAUCAACCGAGCAACCGUGA
Messenger RNA from Erythranthe guttata (spotted monkey flower), 507 nucleotides. RefSeq lists its product as uncharacterized. The record is from RefSeq and is a predicted model, not a curated record. Lineage: Eukaryota; Viridiplantae; Streptophyta; Magnoliopsida; Lamiales; Phrymaceae.